This is a messenger RNA of Cornus florida, 686 nucleotides long. Its product is annotated as large ribosomal subunit protein eL31-like. The transcript has 3 exons. The record is from RefSeq and is a predicted model, not a curated record. Gene Ontology annotation, molecular function: structural constituent of ribosome. Gene Ontology annotation, cellular component: cytosolic large ribosomal subunit; ribosome. The coding region runs from base 139 to 498 and encodes 119 amino acids. Lineage: Eukaryota; Viridiplantae; Streptophyta; Magnoliopsida; Cornales; Cornaceae. Gene Ontology annotation, biological process: cytoplasmic translation.
CCAAUCUCUAUUUACAAAAUUCCAUACCUAGGGUUUCUAGUUGAUCUAUAUUAACAGUACUACUACAUUUUUGGGCGCCUCCCAUCAACACCUCCCGAGCCAAGGUAGUAUUGACGAGUUCCUGAAUCGGGAGUGAAAAUGGAUAAGACGAAGGGAAGAAAGGAGGAGGUUGUGACUAGGGAGUACACCGUCAACCUUCACAAGCGCUUGCAUGGCUGCACCUUCAAGAAGAAGGCUCCAAAUGCCAUAAAGGAGAUCAGGAAGUUCGCACAGAAAGCCAUGGGAACCAAGGACGUGAGAGUGGAUGUGAAGCUAAACAAGUACAUCUGGAGCAGGGGGAUCCGAAGUGUUCCUAGGCGAGUCAGAGUUCGUAUUGCUCGCAAGAGGAAUGAUGAUGAAGAUGCAAAGGAAGAGCUUUACUCUCUUGUUACUGUUGCUGAGAUUCCACCAGAAGGGCUGAAGGGGCUAGGCACCAAGAUCAUUGAAGAAGAUGAUUGAUUUGUUGAUUCCUGCCUGCCAUAUGCAGAAUUAUACAUGGGAAUUUUGUAGCAAGUGUCUAGUUGUUUUAAGAUUGAUUAGAUUCUCAGAUGUUCAUUGCUAAUUUGGUACUACUAUGUUUUGGUUACUUUGUUUCGGUUUAUGUCUUGAUUUGGAUGAGUUUCUUCCGAAAGAUGUUUUGUUCACAA